Molecule: messenger RNA, 390 nt
Organism: Arctia plantaginis
Lineage: Eukaryota; Metazoa; Arthropoda; Insecta; Lepidoptera; Erebidae
Source: the annotation of a GenBank genome assembly
AUGAAAGUAUAUAAAGUCGGCGAUAUCGUUGACAUAAGGGGCAAUGGUGCAGUUCAGAAGGGUAUGCCACACAAAGUGUACCAUGGCAAAACUGGUAGAGUAUACAAUGUCACACAACAUGCACUCGGUGUCAUUGUUAACAAGCGUGUCCGUGGUAGAAUCCUACCAAAACGCAUCAAUGUCCGCAUUGAGCAUGUCAAGCACUCCAAGUGCAGACAGGAUUUCCUCAAGAGGGUGAAGGAAAAUGAGAGGCUUCUGAAGGAAGCUAAGGCAUCUGGCAAGAUUGCGAACUUGAAGAGACAACCAACAGGACCUAAACCCGCUCACAUUGUUAGUGGUACAGAGAAACCUGUAUUACUGGCUCCCAUCCCCUAUGAGUUUGUAGCCUAA